This is a messenger RNA of Saccoglossus kowalevskii, 3420 nucleotides long. Its product is annotated as male-specific lethal 1-like 1. The record is from RefSeq and is a predicted model, not a curated record. Gene Ontology annotation, cellular component: MSL complex. NCBI's taxonomy places the organism in Eukaryota, Metazoa, Hemichordata, Enteropneusta, Harrimaniidae. Gene Ontology annotation, molecular function: chromatin binding.
GUCUAAUGUACCACAAUGGCGAGUUCUUGUUUAGUGUAUUGAUUUGAUAAAUAUUCAGGUGUGCAGUUGGUUGUUUCUUUCUUCAUGGCCCCGGGAAACAUGAAAUCGGAUAUCAUAGGACCCCAACGCAUGAAGAUCGACGGUCGGCAGGGAUUACUUCGUAAGAAUAUGUCUAGAAACUCAGCGGUUUUGGGCGAAAUGCCGUCCAGUGUGCAGCAUUCAAAUCACAGUGACAAUAACACUAACAGCAAGGCGUUUACCCAGGACAUUUCAAAUUUGAAGGAAUUGUGUGUAGCAAAGGGAACGCCGAAGUCGACAAACGAUCGUAGCUUAUAUGAUGAUGAGGAGAGAACUCGCAUGGAAUCACAAAUUAAACACUUGAAAGAAUUGUUGCUACUCCAUCUCGAUAUCAUACAACAACAACAGGAGCAAUUACUCGCCAAAGAUCGAGAGAAUAAAAACCUUCGGAGCGAAAAAGAAACGUUGAAAUGCAGACUAGAGCGAAUGGAAAGACGUAUGAGCCUUGCACACAAAAGUGGGUCAUCUCAGGAAUCUGGUUCACCGAGCAGUAGGCAACAUAAACUUACCCAAACGCAAGUACACAAAAGGAGGUUAUCAGAAGACAGUUCAUCAUCUCCUGCAAGUAAAAAAUCCGGACUUUUCCCUAGGACACCAUCGCAAAAGAUUUCUGAAUUUUUAAAAUCCUCUACAAAACUCAAGGCUGAUUUGCACAAAAAAUCUGAAAAAUUGAAAGAUAAAGAAGAAAAGUGUUUUCGAACUAGUUUACAUUAUUUUAGUCACAACAGAGUGCCUCCUAUGUUGUUGAAUCCAAUCCACAUCGAAGACUCUAAUGUUCUACUUCCAGCAUGGAGGAUUAAUGUGAUACCAAGUUCAACGUCAGUCGAUGGAAUUGAGGAUAUUAGUGACGACACUUUUACCAAAAGGCAUCUAAAGUAUGAGGUGGACGAGCGAAAACGAAAACGCUGGGAUAUUCAAAGAAUCAGAGAGUUGCGGCAGCACGAUUUACUUGAAAGGAAGGUCCUGAAGAGAGAACAACUUUCAGUGCAAGUUUUAACAACUUUUAAACCCAGUAUACAUGAAGCUGAAUGUAUUGAAGUUCAUGACUUGCUUCCGGUGACGGCGUUCGGUAAACCUUUGCCGCCGCUGCAACAAAAGCAUUUUGAACUUCCGUGGUUUGAUUUGAAAGAACGCGAGAAAGAAGAAAAACCACGACAGACGCGGAGAUGGACUAAAAAAUAACACCAUGUGUAUUGCUGUUAUGAGUUUUGAAGAUUUGCUGCAUAGUAGUUUAAUAGUCGUAGUGUAAUGUAGUUGAUGGUAGAUAGAUAGUGGUAGUGUAACUUUAUAAUGGUUUAUUCUUAGUUCUGUUACAAAGAUUGUAAACUUUUCGAUGAAAUGUGGCUGCACAUCGGAUGCCUUUAACCCAUGUGUCUAGAGCUUAUACAUUUAGCAAAGCAGUAUGGAUGCACGCUAAACGCUUUAUCACAUAACUGAUCACCGUGUGACUUGUAUGUCAAAAUUACUUAAAUGAAUGAAUUAUGUUCAAAACCCUCGUAAUGACCUCUUCUAGAAAGCUGAAUCACUUUUAAACUAUAUAUUCACUACAGCUGUUACGUUUCCUGUCAGUGUCAGAGGUCACCUCAUGUUAUUAACACUCACCUCCUUGGAACAAUGUAAAAUUCCUUUACAAAUUUCACUGAUUCUGUGGAGAAAAUCUCCUGCCAAGUUCCUGUUUUCUUCAAUGUCUCCCCGUAUCUUGACCUCCCUGCAGUACGUGAAUCCGUUCUUACGUUUCCUCCCCAUUAGUGUUAGUCUUUUGAUCUCUCAUACCAAAUUUAACCUCGGCAAGUGAAAUCUGAAGUGUGGAAUUAAGUGUUAGUUUGCAUCAUAUGUUAGCAAUAUGAACCUUAUUUAAGAAAAGAGUCAGUAGGGUAAAAAUAUGCGUAUUGACGCCGUUACUGUGUGUUGACCCAUUAGGUUGUCUAAAGUUUAAGUAGAGGCUGGUACUCCCAGGCUGUAUUCACGCUCAUUCUCAAUACAUUCCAUUGUUUGUCAUACACACUUAGAAUCCCAGACAGAUGACGAGAAAUUUAACUUGUUAAAUCAUUAUGUUUAUAUACUUGUAUUAAAAUGUAAAUGAAAAAAAAACUAAAACCAUUUUUAUCACCGUCCCCCGUUUAUCCCAUCUCCAAUGUUGAGUUAAUACUUGUCAAAUAAUUGACCUAGCUGUGAAGUUAUCUGUAAUAGACUUUAACUGAAAAGUGAAUUAUUGUUGAGUGGUUCUCAUGUAUUACGUAGAUACGAAACCUUUAAACAUAAUUCUCAAUAAAUGAAACUAAACUAUUAUGUAAACGAUCUUGUUUUUUCAAAAUAAUUACAAAUUCAGCUACAUUGUGAUGGUUUUGCAAAAGUUGUUUCAAGUGAAUCUGUAAUCGAUAGUAUUUCAAGCUACAAGUAUAUUUUAUAUUGACUCGUACUGUCCCCCUCCCAACGUGUGCACAACACCAACUUUCCAACUUACAUACACUCUGAAAUAUAAGCAUGCAAGAAGAUUUCUGUCCAAAUAGUCAAAUGAUUUUGUAUUCAACCAGCUUUUGAUUCAAUUUGUGUGAAUCUUUAAAAUGCUUGUUUCUUAACAUGGCUGUCAAUAUACAUGUAUAAUUACAAUGAGGAAUAGAACUUUUUUAAGCUACGCAGUCCCUCUAUAGGCUAGAAAUGGUUAUUGUUUGAUUUACAAUCUUGUAUCCAAUGCUUUAGAUGGUUACCGCAUGUGAACUUUGGUGAACAUGUGAGCGUCCACCCAAUUUCUCAGAUUACUAUGGUUAGUCUUUUAAUUGAUGUUGGAUAGCUUGAAAUAAGUUUGAUAUAUGAUGGGCUAGUUCACGAUAGAUUCUUAAUUGCCUGAUAGGUGUGAAUCACUAUAUACCUGUCAUGUGGGCUGUUUGAAGGACAUUCGACCAGUUUCCAGACUGAUCUAUAGAGGAACUGUGGUACAAUCUACAUACAUUUAAUUUUUUUUAACUUGAUUAUUGUAUCUGUUUUUGUAGAGAUGUGCAUUAAUCAUGUAAGUAUAUUUUUGAACCAGCUGAGUAGUUGUGUUAUAAACUGUUGUAAUUUGAAUGAGGGAUUACGAUGAUUGCAAUACUUAGUGUAUGUCAGCAUGCUCUCUGUGGGUCUAUAAUGAAACCAGUAUGUCAAUUGUGAUUCGCAAACAUACAACAAACUACUUCUACUUUUAUAUUUCACCCACCUUGUCUAGUUUAUUGACCUCUUCAAAGUGGUAUUCAUUUAAAACAUCAGGUUAUUGUCAUAUUGAGUGAUUCACUAUGCAUGUUUUAAACAUGGCAUGAGCUAGUUUUUUUUUGCUUAUUGGCCAGUACAGCAAUUACAAUUUAGUGU